AUGUCCUCCAGACCAAAAAUCCUCCUUCUCGGCGAAAUUGAAUACGCGUCAGAAGCAUGGCAAUCUCUCAGCUCUCUCGGCGACCUGAUAGUCCCAGCCGCCACCAACCGUGACGACUUCAUCAGGGAGUGCCGAGAUGGAAAACUCGACGGCGUGGUUGCCGCCUACCGCACGUUCCAGUCCACGAGCAUCACUGGUCUUUUCGACGCCGAACUGUGCAACGCUCUGCCCAAAUCGUGGAGAUAUCUCGCCCAUUGUGGCGCCGGGUACGACCAGAUCGACCCCGAAGCCUGCUCUGCUCGGGAUCCGCCACUUCUGGUGUCCAACGUGCCGACUGCGGUUGACGACUCGACGGCGGAUACGGCCAUCUUCCUCAUGCUGGGGGCGUUGCGGAACUUCAAUACCAGCAUGGUGGCGUUACGCAAAGGUCAGUGGCGCGGCUCCCCAGCUCCGUCUCUCGGGCAUGAUCCCCAGGGCAAAGUCCUGGGCAUCCUGGGCAUGGGCGGCAUCGGGCGAAACAUGAAGAAAAAGGCACAGGCGUUUGGGAUGACGGUCAUCUACCACAAUCGAAGAGAGCUGGACGCCUCCCUCGCCGAUGGUGCCGAGUACGUUUCCUUCGAGGAACUGCUGAAGCGCAGUGACGUGCUGAGUCUGAACCUCCCGCUGAACCCGAAGACGCGCCACACCCUCUCCACCGAGCAAUUCCAGCUGAUGAAACCGAGCGCGAUCAUUGUGAACACCGCACGCGGCGCGGUGGUCGACGAAGUUGCCCUCGUGCACGCCCUGGACAGGGGCCUCAUCGCCGGCGCCGGCCUGGACGUGUACGAAGACGAACCCCGCGUGCACCCGGGCCUGCUGGACAACGACAAGGUCGUGCUCUUGCCGCACAUGGGCACGUGGACCAGCGAGACCAUGAAGAAGAUGGAGGAAUGGGCGAUUGAGAACGUGAGACUGGCCCUCGAAACGGGCGAGUUGAAGAGUCCCAUCUUCGAGCAGAGGGGGCUUGUAUAG
Molecule: messenger RNA, 1011 nt
Organism: Fonsecaea erecta
Lineage: Eukaryota; Fungi; Ascomycota; Eurotiomycetes; Chaetothyriales; Herpotrichiellaceae
Exons: 2
Coding region: 1-1011 (336 amino acids)
Cellular component (GO): cytosol
Molecular function (GO): hydroxypyruvate reductase [NAD(P)H] activity; glyoxylate reductase (NADPH) activity; NAD binding
Source: RefSeq, a predicted model, not a curated record